AUGGACUCGACUUCAAACACAUCCGUCGUCAACGGGCACGCCUCCUCAAGCCGCGCCGCCUACCCAAACGAGGCCCAGCGCCUCCAUGACCAACGCUUGCAACUCUUCCUCGGGGAUGACGAGUCCCCCAAUCCGAUGAUACCUCGCACGACGACCUCCGUCAAGCAGCAUAAGAAGAAAAUGUCCCAAAAAAUACACAAGAUCAUGUCCAAGGCUCAGAAAUGA
Molecule: messenger RNA, 225 nt
Organism: Colletotrichum navitas
Lineage: Eukaryota; Fungi; Ascomycota; Sordariomycetes; Glomerellales; Glomerellaceae
Exons: 2
Coding region: 1-225 (74 amino acids)
Source: RefSeq, a predicted model, not a curated record